AUGAUGAAGACUUCAGAUGUUGAGCGCUUGGCCUAUUUACAUCAAGAACGACACUUAAAAAACGAUGGCUUCUGCGAAUUCAUUGAAAAUGUAGCCACGAAUCAGUACCUGUUAAGAUACACAUAUGGAAACCUUGUAAUCCGCCAGGCUACAAAUAAGUUGACGCAGCGCACACCACAAUUAGUUCUUGAAACGCUGGAAGACAAUGGAGUAUUUCACAAUGAGGAGCGCAUUUUAAUUGAGAAAUUCACUGAGCAACUGAUUGCCAACCAAAUUCAAUUCGAGACUAGAAAAAGGUCCAGAGGACGAGGUAAGAACUUCUGCUAUAAUAAAAAUUAUCAUAGCGGCGGAAAGUUCAAACUAAAAUACACUAACACUGACUUCCGAAAGCUGACAGGUUUUUGUAGGUCUGAUUUCGAUCGUGUUGUUGAGGCACUGAAGAUGCCUUCCUAUAUUGGGGCAUAUUCACUUGAUGCUUUUGAAUGCUUCUUCAUUUUCGUUGUUAGAUUGAAGAGUGGUUGCACUUAUACUGUCCUGACUAGCCUCUGUGGAAGGGAAGCUUCAACAAUUUCAAGAAUCAUAACAUUUGUGACGUGCUACCUGUUUCAUAUUGCAAGUUCAUGUCUGUCUGUUACUAACGCAUCAUGGCUUGCUGGCCGUCUUGCCAACAUCGACCAAAGCCUUUUAAGUUCAAGCAGGUCAAUCUCUAACAGUAGAAUCGUGGGAUUUAUCGAUGGCACGCACGUUAAGAUAGCCCGGCCGCACGGAAACGCGAGACUAGAAAAUGCGGCUUACAGCGGACACAAGAAAACACAUACCCUAAAGUAUCAGGCAGUAACCACCCCAGAUGGUAUAUGUAUAGACCUGGCGGGGCCUUUUGCCGGCAGCCAGCAUGAUUCCUUUCUUUUUGCAAAUAGUGGUCUGUACCGUAGACUAAAGCCAGCACUAAAGGUCGGUGGUAUUCAAUAUAGGAUAUCUGGGGACCCCGCCUACCGAAGUUCAGACUUGCUGACGGUCGGGUAUAAGGGACAGAACCUAACAAAUGGGCAAAAAGAGUACAAUAAGAUUUUAUCUGGCUCGCGCGUAUCAAUCGAGUAA
Molecule: messenger RNA, 1098 nt
Organism: Lachancea thermotolerans CBS 6340
Lineage: Eukaryota; Fungi; Ascomycota; Saccharomycetes; Saccharomycetales; Saccharomycetaceae
Product: HARBI1 family protein
Exons: 2
Coding region: 1-1098 (365 amino acids)
Source: RefSeq, a predicted model, not a curated record